Messenger RNA from Falco peregrinus (peregrine falcon), 4386 nucleotides. It is a transcript of the gene PHACTR1, whose product is annotated as phosphatase and actin regulator 1. Gene Ontology annotation, biological process: stress fiber assembly; cell motility. Gene Ontology annotation, molecular function: actin binding. Lineage: Eukaryota; Metazoa; Chordata; Aves; Falconiformes; Falconidae. The transcript is spliced from 13 exons. Bases 8 to 1945 code for a protein of 645 amino acids. The record is from RefSeq and is a predicted model, not a curated record.
GGAGCGGAUGGCGGAUUGCACGCACGCCAGGCAGCCUGGGAUGCUUGCUUUUUCUUCUUCUGGCUGCAGGCAGGGCUCGGUUUCAGACAUGAGUGAAGAGAAACCUAAAAAGAAAGCUUUCUAUCUAGUGAGGAUGAAGCCACUGAAGGAGCCCACCACCACUAACAACAAUGUCUCUUUUGUGAUACACUGUCACAUAGGCAAGGAGAUCAAACACAUUUGCAGCAACUGCAGUCGCGGGGAGGAAGCCCGUGACGCUGAGGAAGUGGAAAGACUGGCUGCAAUGCGUUCAGAUUCUCUAGUACCUGGGACUCACACGCCUCCAAUCAGAAGAAGAAGCAAAUUUGCCACUCUUGGAAGGCUUUUUAAGCCAUGGAAAUGGAGGAAGAAGAAGAGUGAAAAAUUUAAGCACACUUCAGCAGCUUUGGAAAGAAAAAUAUCAAUGAGGCAAAGCAGAGAGGAGCUUAUAAAACGAGGAGUACUGAAAGAAAUUUUUGAUAAAGAUGGGGAACUUUCCAUACCAAAUGAAGAAGGAGCUUUGGAGAAUGGGCAGCCUCUGGGCUCUGGGCAAGUGCUGAGCUCCAGCCAGGUAUCCCUGCCAGCCCUAGCAGAACUGGAGUCUGUUCCAGCACCUGGGGAACCUUGCUCAUACGAGGUGCUCCCAACCACAGAGAUCAUGGACGGGACAGUGUCUGAAGAGAGCCCCACAUCCAAUGAAUCCGGCGUCCUCCUGUCCCAAGAUCCUACAGCUAAGCCAGUCCUGCUACUUCCCCCCAAAAAAUCUGCCGCUUUCCCUGGAGACCAUGAGGACACCCCAGUGAAACAGUUGUCCCUCCUCAAACAGCCCCCUGCCCUGCCUCCUAAACCUAUUGCCAGGAUUGCCAGCCACUUAACUGAUCCUGGCGCUCCUGUGAAACUGCCUUGUAUGCCCGUUAAACUGUCACCUCCACUACCUCCAAAGAAAGUCAUGAUUUGCAUGCCUUUAGGGGGGCCAGACCUCCCUCUCUCAUCCUAUUCCACGCAGAAGAGCUCCCAGCAGCCUUUGACCCAGCACCAUCAUACUGUCCUGCCCUCCCAAUUAGCAGCUCACCAGCACCAGCUCCAGUAUGGCAGCCACAGCCAGCACCUGCCUUCUGGUUCCAGCACAUUGCCCAUUCACCCUUCAGGGUGCCGGAUGAUAGAGGAACUGAACAAAACGCUAGCCAUGACCAUGCAAAGGCUAGAAAGCUCUGGUUUACACACAGGUGACAGUGUUACAAAAACAGGACCUGGGGGCCUUCCAGACAUGAGACAAGUGCCAACUGUUGUGAUCGAAUGCGAUGACAAUAAAGAAAAUGUGCCUCAUGAAACCGACUAUGAAGACUCUUCCUGCCUCUACACAAGACAGGAAGAGGAGGAAGAGGAAGAUGAAGAUGAGGAUAACUCGUUAUUUACAAGCUCCCUGGCAAUGAAAGUCUGCAGGAAGGACUCUUUAGCAAUCAAACUAAGCAACAGGCCUUCCAAGCGAGAGCUGGAGGAAAAGAACAUCCUCCCCAUGCAGACUGAUGAAGAGAGGCUCGAACUUAGGCAGCAGAUUGGGACAAAGCUAACAAGACGACUGAGCCAGAGGCCAACUGCUGAAGAGUUGGAGCAGAGGAACAUACUGAAACCCCGGAAUGAGCAAGAGGAGCAGGAGGAAAAACGAGAGAUAAAAAGAAGAUUAACACGUAAGCUGAGCCAAAGGCCUACAGUAGAAGAGCUACGUGAGAGGAAGAUCCUCAUCCGCUUCAGUGACUACGUGGAAGUGGCAGACGCGCAGGACUACGACAGGAGGGCGGACAAACCCUGGACACGACUCACAGCCGCCGACAAAGCAGCCAUUCGAAAAGAGCUUAAUGAAUUUAAAAGCACUGAAAUGGAAGUUCAUGAAUUAAGUAGGCAUCUAACAAGGUUUCAUAGACCGUAGCAGUUCAAUUCUACCUGACUACUAUGCCAUCUUCAAAACAUAACUAAAAGGAACCAUAAGUGCUGGUAUUAUUCACUUCCCUGUUACGUACAAUGUAAAUCUUCUGAACUGCCUUUUUAAAAAACAAACAAACAAAAAAAGAGUAGAAAAAUAAAUAUUAAAAAAAAAGAUAAAAUUGUAUUUACAUGUGAUGGAUACUGCAGCAUCAUCAGACCUGCUGGUUCAAGCUUCAGUAACAGAAAAUACCCCUGGUGGGAAUCGUGCCAAGACUUGGCAUCUAUGUAUAAGACUUUCCCGGCAUGUGGAUUUGCCAUACAUGUUCAAGCCCAGCUGGUGGUGCAUCCAUUUCGUCUUCAGGCACCCCUCAUCCUGACAAGCCUCUGUCAUCAACUCUAGAGAGCCCUGGGAUGGUGUUCAGGGAACCACUGGCCUGGGUGAAGUCUUCAAAAGACAAGCACCUGUGGCACUAAAGCACUUAUACCAAACACUCCUUUCAGGCUGCGAGCACCUUAUGAGGACGGUGAAGGAGCAGAACUACUCUACAGGCCAGCCCAUCUGUGACUGUCAUCUGAGGAGGAAGGCAUUUCUUUCCCUGGAGAAGUUUCUAGCCAGUCAAUAGGCACUGUUCAGCUCCCAAGCAGAAAAAGGCAUCACCUGUGAAGAACAGGACUCCCUACCAAAGGCUGGUUCAGUUCUAGCAACUGUUUCUGUUUCAUCUCUUUCCAGUAUGAUUUUCCAAACCCAGCUGUGAACCCACCAGUAGUAAACAACCAGAAUGCUGAGGACAAGCAAGCAAAACCCAUCUCUUCAUGGUCACUGCAUGGCAUUUGCUCAGCUUGUAGUUUGUUUUUACACCCGAGCCUCGUGACUGUGCGAGCCAACAUGCAUCCAGCAGGAAGAAAGGCUGGAAUUCCGACUGGCUCUGCAGCGGGACACGCGACAGGAGGAACUGGGGGUUCGCUGGACAUCUCUUCUCUCUGUAUCGGGUGUUUCAAGAACUGAUCCUAAAUCAUACUGAGGAAAGCAUGACAGGUUGUGAUACCCAGCCUAACAAAAGGAGUCUGCAGCAUCGGUGUGGGUGGGGGGACUGUCCCCGGUACCCACAGCUGAGGCGUAAGGACAGCGAUUCAGAGGUGUUCUGGUUUGGUUUUGAUUUAUUUUUAUUAUGGUGAUUUAACAAGCAAACUGACCAAGCAGAGCUCGGAGAGCUGGUCGCCCUGGGCCUGGUUUACCUGCCAACGUAAGCGCAUACUUAACGCUGAGUAAGCACGCCCACAGCCUCACUGCAGGCAGGACCAUGGCCGACGGGCUUCGUGACAGCUGAACACGUUGAAGUGCUUUUCUGAACUUAGGCCAGCACCUUCCAUACUUAAGUCCUUAACUAGUGUCACGCCAGCAAGCUGGGGCAAACGUCUAGGAUUCCCUUCCAGCUCUGGCAAGAAACGGUAACGCCCUGUUUUGGGCCAGCAGCCCAGAGCACUGUAGCAACAUUACUGUAAGAAGUUCCAGAUUAUUACUUCAGGAACCUUUUAUUCUUCCCAUAAUAACUAACUAUUUUACUUUGACAGUUUGACCAGAGAGGCCAAAGUUUUUUAUGACGGUAUUGUUAUUUCUGUUACGACUUUAUUAUUUUUUCCUUUCUUGUUGUCUUCCAUUUAUUUAUCCCCCUCUACACCCCCCCCCCCGCUAACAUUGCCCCUCACCGAUGGCGGGCUGACAAGCCUCUCGUGUGAGCAUUUAAUGGCCAAUGCUGCACAGUGCCAACACUCCUGCCUCUUCUCAGGCCUCUGUCUCAUUCCUCCGGUCACAGGAGUAAAGCAAAAGGACCUGCACAUAGCCCAUGGAGCUGCUCUAGCAUCCAGGCUGCCCAAAUAACACUGGCAGGUAGGCUAAUGGGCUCCAUUUGCACUUGGUGGUGGUACUCAAUACCUCACAGAUUUGCUCUCCAUCAGAGACAAACAAAAGCAUUUUACUCCCACCUGUGGCUGUCCUUGCAAUGCUAUGGAUUAUUAGCUAUUAAAUAAGAAUUGGCUGUUGUAGGAUGGAAGACGCUACAAAGGAAAGUAAAGACCAACUAGUUUCUGGUGCCUCCUUUUCUCGGCAUCAUGCCUCUGAUGUGAUACACUUCCCAGAUUGGGGAGUGAUUUCCAAAGAAAUACACAGUAAUCCCUGUAUCACCAGCUCGCAGUUGCUUUAGACACAAGUUAAUCAGUAGGGAAGCCUUUAAUGUGCAAUGUUAUCAGCUCAGUGCAGCAAAGACAGAGCAUGACAUACUAGCCAGGAAUACAGUGCUUUUGGGGUUAUUUUCAUGAAAACCUGGAGUUUGUGGUUUUAAAUCCCUCCACAUACACAUGCAUGUGUAACAAGACCACACCACAGCUUUAAAAAGGGAAAACAGAACUCUAUGCUUUUGACUACGCAGACAUGGCAUUCGGAAAGGG